AUCAAGCACCUAGGCAUGCAGAAUGCUUCUACAAACAUUUGUGAAAUAAUGGGUCACUCUCAGGAGCUCAGUGAAUUCAAGCGUGGUAACAUGGUAGGUUGCCACCUGUGCAAUAAGUCCAUCCAUAAAAGCCGUGAAAUUUCCUUGCUACUUAAUAUUCUGCGGUGGUAUUAUAACAAAGUGGAAGCAACUGGGAACAGCAGCAACUCAGCCACGAAGUGGUAGGCCACGUAAAAUGACAGAGCAGGGUCAGCAGAUACUGAAGUGCACAGUACGCAGAAGUUGCCAACUGUCUGCAGAGUCAAUUGCUAAAGAUCUCCAAACUUUGUGUGGCCUUCAGCUUAGCGCAACAACAGUGCAUGGAGAGCUUCAUGGAAUGGGUUUCCAUGACCGAGCAGCUGCAUCCAAACUUUACAUCACCGAGUGCAAAACAAAGCGUUGGAUGCAGUGGUGUAAAGCACACCACCUCUCUUGACUCUAAAGCAGUAUUUUCCUGACUGCACUGUGCCAAGUGUAAAGUUU
This is a messenger RNA of Staurois parvus, 522 nucleotides long. The record is from the annotation of a GenBank genome assembly. Lineage: Eukaryota; Metazoa; Chordata; Amphibia; Anura; Ranidae.